Molecule: messenger RNA, 1184 nt
Organism: Pelobates fuscus (common spadefoot toad)
Lineage: Eukaryota; Metazoa; Chordata; Amphibia; Anura; Pelobatidae
Product: very-long-chain enoyl-CoA reductase-like
Exons: 13
Coding region: 201-1175 (324 amino acids)
Biological process (GO): very long-chain fatty acid biosynthetic process
Molecular function (GO): oxidoreductase activity, acting on the CH-CH group of donors
Source: RefSeq, a predicted model, not a curated record
UCAUUGCUGCCCAUAGCAGGCUGUGAUAAGCUGUGCUAUCUAUCUCUCGGGAUGGGGAGUGCAGUGCUGCUUAUUCCUGACUCAGAAUAAGAACACGAGGUUGCUAUAUAACCGCAGGCUUUGCUGUGGCAGAUCCCCCUGCCCUGCUGCCCGGAUUGGCUGCUCUUCCUGCCUGCUGCUCUGCAUACAGCGUGCUUGGAAUGGCUUCCUGGAGAGGACAUCCCCACAGAACCAAGAUGAGCAGCAGACUCAGUUUCUUUGAGGUGGAAAUCAGAGACUUGGAAACAAGACAGCAUUUGUGCUUUCUAGAUAAGGUAGAACCAAACUUAACAAUCGGGGAUGUAAAGCAGAUGUUUCAUGCGUGUUAUCCCAAGUGGUAUCCAGCAAGACAAUCUAUGCAGUUGGAACCUGGGGGUAGAGCUUUAAAGGAUGAAGAAAUCUUGAAAGAUCUUCCAACUGGAACCACUGCUAUUUUAUAUUUUAAAGACUUGGGUUCUCAUCUUGGAUAUACAACGAUAUUUCUUGCGGAAUACUCGGGGCCUCUCUUGGUUUAUUUUUUGUUUUAUUUAAGGCUGCCUGUUUUCUAUGGCACAACAAAUACCUUAACAUCCAGUCCACAUUCAGUAAUACACUUAGCUUGCUGUUGUCAUACUUUCCACUAUAUCAAAAAAGCAAUUGAAGUUUUAUUUGUGCAUCGGUUUACCCAUGGGACUAUGCCAUUAAGGAACAUGAUAAAGAACUCUUAUUAUUACUUGGGAUUUACAGCCUGGUUUGCAUAUUAUAUCAAUCACCCGCUAUACACACCACCUAGUUUUGGAAAAAUACAGAUUGCUUUGUCCUUGAUCUUGUUCCUGAUAUGUGAAACGGGCAACUUCUCUGUUCAUGUAGCACUCAACAGCAUGAAAGCAGAUGUUCCAAAAGCCCAAAGAUUCCCUCAAGCAACUAGGAAUCCUUUUACCUGGCUUUAUGUCUUUGUGUCCUGCCCUAACUACACAUAUGAGAUGGGAAGCUUGAUUAGUUUUGCAAUAAUGACUCAAUGUAUACCAGCUGGAGUAUACGCAUUCAUUCGUUUCUUUCAGCUGACCAUUUGGGCAAGAGAAAAACAUCAUAAAUAUCUGAAAGACUUUAAGGAGUAUCCGAGAUUUAGAACAUCCAUCAUACCCCUUAUUCUGUGACGAUGAGCA